AUGUCACAACAUCAAAAUACUUCUGCUUCAAAAACUACUAAGUCUACUCAAAAGGUUAGCACUCCUUCCAUGGACAUUCCCAAUGAUGAGAUUCUAGAUGUGGUUCCUCUAUCAGUUAUUCCCUGCGAGGCCCUUGAUUUGAACCAUCCCAUGGAUGCCUCAGCUUCGGCAUGCCCCAAUCUAGGUAACAUCUCUAGUAUCCCUUAUGGCUCAAUUCCUGCCACUAGCUCUAAGGAAGAUAUACACCACACUGAUCUUGUCAUAAGAAACCUAGUAACUAGAAUCCUUAAUGAAGGAUAUUCUGUGAAGGGAGUCCCUACUCCCUUAUCUAAAAUGUACCCCUCUCCUGAGGUUGAACAACAUAGUGAGAAGAAUAACGAUUCCUCCAGUUCUGAGAAGAACAUGACUGCUGAAGGGUUGUGCUCUUUAGGGCAAACUGUGUUUGAUAAAGGAAAAUUUGUGGCAUCUAAAACUGCCAAUGCUUCCCACUUUGAGAGGCAUGAUGAUGUAAAUGAUGUGAUUGACCUAGAGGAUGAUAGGUUUGAUGAUCAAGAGGAUAACUUACUUCAUCACUUAAAUCCAUGUGUGGCUAAACGCAUAAAGACUCGAAAAGGAAGAUCUGUGGCUGAACUUAUGUCAGCUAGAAAAACUAAGAAGACUGUUGGUAUUGGUCCCUCCAAAUCUUGGAGCAAGGUUUUAGUGAAGAAGAGGAAGGUUAGAGAAAAUUCUGAGUCUGAAGAGGAUGUUGAGGAAGAUGUCUCUGACAUCUCUCCUGUGAAGAAAACCACUGUGAGGAAGUCUCAUGUUAAAGUUGUUGUUGUGCAUUUGGAUAAUAUCUCUUUCCAUCUUGAGGAUGGAGCUGCCAAAUGGAAAUUUAUGAUUCAAAGAAGGGUGGUUGUUGAAAGGGAGUUGUGA
Lathyrus oleraceus (garden pea) is the source of this 915-nucleotide messenger RNA. RefSeq lists its product as uncharacterized. The coding region runs from base 1 to 915 and encodes 304 amino acids. NCBI's taxonomy places the organism in Eukaryota, Viridiplantae, Streptophyta, Magnoliopsida, Fabales, Fabaceae. The record is from RefSeq and is a predicted model, not a curated record. The transcript has a single exon.